Tupaia belangeri chinensis (Chinese tree shrew) is the source of this 2997-nucleotide messenger RNA. RefSeq names its product TLE family member 1, transcriptional corepressor (gene TLE1). Gene Ontology annotation, biological process: negative regulation of canonical Wnt signaling pathway; regulation of DNA-templated transcription. Bases 282 to 2456 code for a protein of 724 amino acids. The record is from RefSeq and is a predicted model, not a curated record. Gene Ontology annotation, cellular component: transcription regulator complex; nucleus. Lineage: Eukaryota; Metazoa; Chordata; Mammalia; Scandentia; Tupaiidae. Gene Ontology annotation, molecular function: transcription corepressor activity; protein binding. The transcript is spliced from 19 exons.
GUAUUUUGGCAGGGAUUUAAAAACCAAAGGUUAUGAAGGGGACCCACCAUUGUAGAAGUAACUAGGAUUUUUAAACUGAGAGACUGAGUUGGUAAAGGUGUUAAGGCCUCUUCCUGAGACUGAUUGUGCAAAGGCCAGGUUUGGUGGAGUCCAGUGAAGCUCACUGAUGCAGGGAAGUAAGGAACAGAUGGAUGACCAUGAGCUUUUGACAGAUUUUUCAUUCUUGGCAUCUGAACAGCCUUAAAUUGGAAUGUGAGAAACUGGCAAGUGAAAAGACAGAAAUGCAGAGGCAUUAUGUGAUGUAUUAUGAAAUGUCAUAUGGAUUAAACAUUGAAAUGCAUAAACAGACUGAAAUCGCCAAGAGAUUGAAUACGAUUUGUGCACAAGUCAUCCCCUUUCUGUCUCAGGAACAUCAACAACAGGUGGCUCAGGCUGUCGAACGUGCCAAGCAGGUGACCAUGGCAGAGUUGAAUGCCAUCAUCGGGGUACGUGGCCUACCAGGUCUACCUCCUACACAGCAGCAGUUGCAAGCUCAGCAUCUCUCUCAUGGCCAUGGACCCCCGGUACCCCUCACGCCUCACCCUUCGGGACUUCAGCCUCCUGGGAUCCCACCUCUUGGGGGCAGUGCCGGCCUUCUUGCGCUGUCGAGUGCUCUGAGUGGGCAGUCUCACUUGGCAAUAAAAGAUGACAAGAAGCACCACGAUGCAGAGCACCACAGAGACAGAGAGCCGGGCACAAGUAAUGCCCUCCUGGUCCCAGACAGUCUUAGAGGCACAGAUAAACGCAGAAACGGGCCUGAAUUUUCCAACGACAUAAAGAAAAGGAAAGUGGAUGAUAAGGACUCCAGCCAUUAUGACAGUGAUGGUGACAAAAGUGAUGACAAUUUAGUUGUGGAUGUGUCUAACGAGGACCCUUCGUCUCCACGGGCAAGCCCUGCCCAUUCACCCCGGGAAAAUGGAAUCGACAAAAACCGCCUGCUGAAAAAAGAUGCUUCAAGUAGCCCAGCAUCCACGGCCUCAUCAGGAAGUUCCACUUCUUUGAAAUCCAAAGAAAUGAGCUUGCAUGAAAAAGCCAGCACGCCUGUUCUGAAAUCCAGCACACCGACGCCUCGGAGCGACAUGCCAACGCCGGGCACCAGCGCGACUCCAGGACUCCGUCCAGGCCUCGGCAAGCCUCCAACCAUGGACCCCCUUGUCAACCAAGCGGCAGCUGGUCUGAGGACGCCCCUGGCUGUGCCAGGCCCGUACCCCGCUCCCUUUGGAAUGGUCCCCCAUGCCGGCAUGAAUGGCGAGCUGACCAGCCCUGGCGCUGCUUAUGCCAGUUUGCACAACAUGUCUCCCCAGAUGAGCGCUGCCGCAGCCGCAGCUGCCGUGGUGGCCUAUGGGCGCUCUCCAAUGGUGGGGUUCGAUCCUCCCCCUCACAUGAGAGUACCUACCAUCCCUCCAAACCUGGCAGGAAUCCCUGGGGGAAAACCAGCGUACUCCUUCCACGUUACUGCAGACGGUCAGAUGCAGCCUGUCCCUUUCCCUCCCGACGCCCUCAUUGGACCCGGCAUCCCCCGACACGCUCGCCAGAUCAACACCCUCAACCACGGGGAGGUGGUGUGCGCGGUGACCAUCAGCAAUCCCACGAGACACGUGUACACGGGAGGGAAGGGCUGCGUCAAGGUCUGGGACAUCAGCCACCCUGGCAACAAGAGUCCUGUCUCGCAGCUCGACUGUCUGAAUAGAGAUAACUACAUCCGUUCCUGUAAAUUGCUUCCGGAUGGCUGCACUCUCAUAGUGGGCGGGGAAGCCAGUACCUUGUCCAUCUGGGACCUGGCGGCUCCCACCCCUCGCAUCAAGGCGGAGCUGACGUCCUCAGCCCCCGCCUGCUACGCCCUGGCCAUCAGCCCCGAUUCCAAGGUCUGCUUCUCCUGCUGCAGCGACGGCAACAUCGCCGUGUGGGACCUGCACAACCAGACGCUGGUGAGGCAAUUCCAGGGCCACACCGAUGGAGCCAGCUGUAUUGACAUUUCUAACGACGGCACCAAGCUCUGGACAGGCGGUUUGGACAACACAGUCCGGUCCUGGGACCUGCGCGAGGGGCGGCAGCUGCAACAGCACGACUUCACCUCACAGAUAUUCUCCCUUGGGUACUGCCCAACGGGGGAGUGGCUGGCCGUGGGCAUGGAGAGCAGCAAUGUGGAAGUUCUGCACGUGAACAAGCCUGACAAGUACCAGCUGCAUCUCCAUGAGAGCUGCGUGCUGUCCCUCAAAUUCGCUUAUUGUGGUAAAUGGUUUGUGAGUACUGGAAAAGACAACCUCCUCAAUGCUUGGCGGACUCCCUAUGGAGCCAGUAUAUUCCAGUCCAAAGAGUCCUCCUCAGUGCUUAGCUGUGACAUCUCUGUGGAUGACAAGUACAUAGUCACUGGCUCAGGAGACAAGAAAGCUACAGUCUAUGAAGUCAUCUACUGAAAACGUCAUGUGAUUUAACAUUUAUAGUUGAAUUGGGCCAAAAUGUUUUGAAUUUGUAGAAAUAGAAAAGUUGUAACUUUAAAAGGAAAAAAGAAAACAAAAACACACACACCAAGUCCUAUUUCCAAACCUUGACACAAAACUACUUUUGAGUCUACAAAGAGGAGGCCAUGAAUCCAUCCACAGAAGGUCAACAGACGGUCACCUAUCUACCUAGACCAAAAGGAGCACCAAGGCCAAGUGGACAGAGGGGCCAAAGGUUAUAGGAUCGAGGAACGGAAUCUGCUGACCCGCGUUUGAGCCCGUCCUUUCCUUUCUGGGUGAUCUGUCAAUCACGCCUUGCCCGAGUGCGAGAUUACCUUUCUGUUCCUUGCAGUUCACCUCACGUUCCGUCCUUUGUAGCGCAGUGGUGUCUCCAAUGAACUUGUUUCCUGGUUUUGCAUCUUGUGAAAUGUUUUUUUGUAUUUUUGUUGAAGGUUAAACAUUUGUAUAAAUUGUAAAUAUAUUUGGUUUAUUACAGUAAAGGCUUUAGUACCAAUAA